This is a messenger RNA of Arachis stenosperma, 713 nucleotides long. Its product is annotated as NADH dehydrogenase [ubiquinone] 1 beta subcomplex subunit 10-B. The record is from RefSeq and is a predicted model, not a curated record. The transcript is spliced from 3 exons. NCBI's taxonomy places the organism in Eukaryota, Viridiplantae, Streptophyta, Magnoliopsida, Fabales, Fabaceae. The coding region runs from base 144 to 464 and encodes 106 amino acids.
GCCUUUAGACGCAGAGGCGAAGAAUCUGAGCCCAACAAAAUGAAAAGCUAGAAGGAAAAGAAGAAACCCCAGUACCGACGACGAAGACAAGAAGUGAAGCAGCAUCAGUGAGAACAGAGGAAGCAAGCAGAAAGGAAAGAAGAAUGGGAAGAAAGAAGGGGUACGUGGAGUUCGAUGAGUCGCCGCCGGACGACUUCGACCCGGAGAAUCCGUACAAGGAUCCGGUGGCUUUCUUGGAGAUGAGGGAGCACAUUGUCAGAGAGAAGUGGAUCCAGAUCGAGAAGGCUAAGAUCAUCAGGGAGAAGCUGCGAUGGUGCUACCGCAUCGAAGGCGUUAACCACCUUCAGAAAUGCCGCCACCUCGUUCAGCAGUACCUUGAUUCCACCCGCGGCAUUGGUUGGGGCAAGGACGGUCGCCACCCUUCUCUCCACGGUCCAAAACCUGAGGCUGUUGAGUCUGAAUGACUAGACUGUCCUGUGGAUAAAUAAAAGGGAGAUUGAUUACGAAACUGAUCAUAUUGCUGAAAUCAAAUACAAGGAGAAGUGCCUAUGUUGGAGUUCUUGUGUUCUUUUUUCCUUACAACUCUAUUUUGGCCUGGCUUGGGCUAUUUUCCCUUGGCUUUAGUAGGCUCUUUGCUUCUUAGCAUGCAAAAAUGUAAACAAAUUUGGUACAUCAGAUUAUAAAAUAAAUUUCUCUAGUUUCUUCUUGUGUGA